GAACUCGAAACUCAUAUUUUGGUUUUCACUAUAAAAUUUAAAUUGUAUUCAGGAAUAAAAAGAAAUACUUACUUAAUAUUAAGUCUUAAUUGUUGUAUACCUUAUAUUAUAUUGACAUUACAGAAGUUUUCAGUUAUUAAACUGAUCAAAUUUAAUUCGCAUUCUAAGUUAAUAGAAUUUGUGUUUGAAUUUUCCAAUUUUUUUUGUUAGAAGAAUUCCGUAUAAUUUUAAUUGUAUUUUUUAUUAGACACUUAAUUUUAAUUUGGUUUUUUUUAUCAUGGCUUCGAUUUCAAGUGACGACGACCAUAAAGCCUACAUGUUUUUGGGAAAAGACGUUUCGAAAAUUCCUUGUUUUCGAAAUAGUUAUUUGUACAGCAUUGUUGGUGGAUUCGUUGCUGGACUGGGUCACUUUAUGUUUACGAGUCGAACACAAAGGUCCAUGCAUUUUGGCGUCGGCUCGUUUUGCGUCAUAGCCAGUUCAUAUUGGACAUUUUGUAGAUACAACUAUUCCCAAACAGAAAAAACCAUGGACGAACUCAAGAAAGUAAUUCAAGAGAAGACGAGUAGCUGAGAACAAAAUAACGUCAUCGUUUUGUGUAAAUUAGUAUGUAGAAAAAUAUAAUACGUAUAUUUUUUUUAUACGGGUUUUGUUGUUAUAUUUCAUUAUAUUGUUGUUAGUGUAUUGUGCAUUAAAAACUUUGAAUUGCUUGAAAAUUAA
This is a messenger RNA of Adelges cooleyi (spruce gall adelgid), 718 nucleotides long. It is a transcript of the gene l(3)87Df, whose product is annotated as cytochrome c oxidase assembly protein COX20, mitochondrial. Gene Ontology annotation, cellular component: mitochondrial inner membrane; mitochondrion. The transcript is spliced from 3 exons. The record is from RefSeq and is a predicted model, not a curated record. Lineage: Eukaryota; Metazoa; Arthropoda; Insecta; Hemiptera; Adelgidae. Gene Ontology annotation, biological process: mitochondrial respiratory chain complex IV assembly. Bases 278 to 571 code for a protein of 97 amino acids.